Chlamydomonas reinhardtii is the source of this 4427-nucleotide messenger RNA. RefSeq lists its product as uncharacterized. Bases 253 to 3459 code for a protein of 1068 amino acids. NCBI's taxonomy places the organism in Eukaryota, Viridiplantae, Chlorophyta, Chlorophyceae, Chlamydomonadales, Chlamydomonadaceae. The transcript is spliced from 5 exons. The record is from RefSeq and is a predicted model, not a curated record. Gene Ontology annotation, molecular function: protein binding.
GAGGGCCGACUACAUAGGCUUUCAACCGUGCCAUCUCAACUUGCGAAAAUACUUAAUACUUCCGGACCUGUCUGUGUAUAACGAGAAGUGCCUUCGGCCUGAGAGCAAGUCCAGAGCCCUUUCGCUCGUUCGCCUGUUCAGCUUCACUCAGCCGCCGCAGCAGGUCACCAGGCCUGCAUCCUUACUUGCAACGUACCUAAUUAAAUGUCUCGGUAGAGCUUAGGACUACUAUCGCUGGUCAAUACACACAAAAUGCCUAUCACUGCAAGGCCGCCUAUUUCCGCUGCGGCCGGUGCCAGCGGCACGGCUGGCAGCCUUCCUGCCCGUGUUACUGGUCCUGGUCGUCAGAACCAGGGCCACAAUGCCCAGCACGUCCCCGUCGCGCGGGCUCCGACACUGGCGUCCGCGCGCUCUACCACGCGGACUUCGGCGGCGUCGGGUACCACCGUUAUGACUGUGACGGACCGUGUUCGCAAGUCUAUUGAGCGGCGGUCCAUGGACGCUCGUCCGCAGGAGCAGGGUGAGCCUCUGGAGCCUCUGGAGCAGGUGCCCGAGGACCCGCUGGAGCGCCUCACCGCCGACCUGGCCGCGCUGUCCAUGCAGCACGCCGCGGCUGUGGCCGCCGCUGUCGCUAUCACCACCGCCUCCGCCUCAAGCUCGGGCACCUCCUCCUCCGCGCCUGCCCUGCCUGCGGCCUCCUCUGGCCGCAAUGGCCGGCCUCAGGGCCCCAGCGGCCGCUACGGCUCCUCCUCCGCCUCGGGCCCGGCGCCCGUGCACGCCAGCUACAACAACAGCGGCGCGCCGUCCUCAUCUCCGAAUGCGCUGCAGCAGCAGCAGUCUCAGUCUGGCUCCGCGGACAGUCGCCGCUGCGACCUGGGAGACACCGGUCUGCCCGCCCAGCUGCUGGCCCUGCGCGACCCCGCCUGCCCCGUGUCGCUGCCUCCUCCCACCGGCCUGCCCUCGUCCUGCCUGCCGCUGGACAACUGGAAGCUGGACAAGCUGGUGCUGAGCCUGUCCGCCAACAAGGCCACCUGGCGCCGCUCGCUGCUGUUGUUUGAGUGGCUCAAGGCCGCCGGGCACCAGCUGGAUGACCGCCUGUGCACCACGCUGAUCCGCGUGUGCAGCGACCACGGCGACGCUGUGUCGGCCCUGGCGGUUUACGACUGGAUGACGGGCUCCACGGCCAGUGGCGGCGCGGCGCUGGAGGCCACUGCCUACACCUACACCGCGGCCAUGCGCGCCGCGCUGGCGGGCGGCCUCACGGACCGUGCCCUCAGCAUCUGGAACGAGGCCUGGCGCCGCCACAGCGCUGGGCGCCUGCAGCUGGACUGCCGGCUGUGCAUCACCUACCUGGAGCUAUGCACGCGGCUGGGCCUGACGGACCAGGCUCUGGCCAUGUACGCGGCCAUGCGCGCCGCGCCCGCCGGCAGCCGCAUGGCGCCCACCGUGCAUGCCUACACCGCCGCCAUGCGGGCUGCCACCGAGGGCGGCCGCUGGUACCGCGCGCUGGACAUCUGGGCCGACAUGCGCUCCGCAGGCUGCGAGCCCACCGGCCACGCCUACUCGGCUGCCAUCUCGGCCUGCGCCGCCGCAGGCGACUGGCGCCGCGCGGUGGCCCUGUUUGACGAGAUGACCGGCCCCGGUGGCAUCCGCCCCGACGUGGUCAGCUGCACGGCCCUCAUCACGGCGCUGGCGGCUGGCGGCGAGGCGGACCGCGCCGAGGCCGUGGUGGCGUGGAUGCUUAGCAACAGCGUGCGGCCCAACGCGCGCACCUACACGGCGCUGAUGGCGGCACUGGGCAACGCCAAGCGCUGGGCCCGCGCCGUGGAGGUGCUGGGGCGCAUGCAGACCCCCGAGUGGGGCGGCGUGCAGCCCAACGCCUACACGUACUCCGCCUUGCUUAAGAGCCUGGGUGAGCACGGCCAGUGGCAGCUGGCUGAGGCCGUGUUCAGCUCUAUCGAGCGCCAGGUGCUGGGCCCCGCCGCCGGCUCGGCACCGCCCGCCGCCGCCGCCCUGUCUCUGGCUUCAGCGCUGGUGCCUGCCGCCUCGCCGCCGCCCAGCCCCCUGGCGGCCAUGAUUGCGGAGGCCAGCGCCACCGCCGCCGCUGCUGCUGCCGCCGUUGCGUCGGCUGCCGGUUCGGCUGCCGUCGCCGCUGCGAUCCGCCCGCCUGCCUCGCCCUGCGCGUCUGAAUCGUCCUCGUCCGCGCCCUCCCAGUGGACCCGUCCCUCGCAGCUGAACGGACUGUCUCUGGACCUGCACUCCCCCACCUCCACUGGCGGCGCCGUCGAGGCCGGCCCCUCGCGCCGCAGCUUCAGCUUGUUCAGCCACCCGCCUGCGCCUUCGUCCUCCACCGCGACCUCCUGCGCGCCCAGCAGCACCGGCACCAGCGGCCGCUCCUCGUUCAGCGCCGACUCGGCUGUGCCCUCGGACGUCUACUCCGUCGCCAGCACCUCUGCGGCUGAGGCGUGGCGCUCCACUCUGGACCACGCCUCAGCCGCAGCUCUGGCGGGUCAGCUGGCAGCCAUGGCGGCGGCCUCGGGCUGCGGCGCCCCCGGCCCCCUGGCCACUGUGCCUGAGGGUGAGCUGGUCACUUUCCCGUCGAUCGACGCGGAGGAGGCGUCGACCUCGGCCGCCACCACCCUGGCUCCCGGCGUGUACACCCCCGGCGUGCUGCGUGCCGGUGUGGCUCCGCCUCCCCCUCCUCCCCCUCCGCCCAUGUCCUCCUCCGCCCAGCAGCAGCAGCAGCAGCAGUCUGCCUCUACGUCCGGCAACAGCGCCUCCUCGUCCUCCAGCGGCGGUGUGCUGAACGAGGUUGUGUGCGGCGCGCUGAUGCUGGCGUACGAGCGUGCCGGCAAGUGGCAGGAGGCCGUGGCGGUGCUGCUGCGGGCGCUGAACCUGGGCAUCACCCCCAACACCGUUAUGUACAACACCGCUAUCUCGGCGGCGGGUAAGGCCGGCCAGCUGGAGAUUGCGGAGAAGCUGUACGGCAAGGUGCGGCAGCCGGACGCCGUGACGCACGAGACCAUGAUUGCGGCGUACGGCAUGGCUGGCCUGCCCGAGCGCGCCGAGGCUGUGUUCAGCGCGAUGACGUCGGCCGGACUGCGGCCGCGCGACUUCGCCUUCUGCGGCCUCAUCGCCGCUCACAGCCUGGCGGGCAACUGGGAGGGCGCUAUGCGCGUGCGGGCCCGCAUGCGGCGCGCGGGCGUGCAGCCGUCUGUGCAUGUGUACAACGCGCUGCUGGCGGCGUGCGAGCGGGCGGGACAGCCCGACCGCGCGCUGGAGCUGUUGGGCGCCAUGCGCCGUGAGGGCGUGGAGCCCAACACCCUGACUGCCAACCUGCUGCAGCUGGUGGGUCGCCAGGGCGUGCGCAGCGUGGAGAGCCAGCAGCAGCUGGCGGCCAGUGUCAGUGCAGCGCUGGCGGCCUACGGCGCGCUGCUCAUGCAGACCGGUUUGUUCUGAGCGACAAGUCUGCUGGCGCGUAUGAGGCUAACCUGAUAUGGACUGCGGCGUCCACCUGAGAGCUUGGCGGCCUGCUUUGUGUGGGCCUGUGUGCUAAAAGCUAACCUGGGACCAGAGAAGAGAGAUUUCCAUCCGCUGCGCGGUGCUGGGUUGAUGUUAACUCGGGCGCGGGCGAGUUUGCUGUUGCUUGAUUCUUACUAAUGCACUUCCCCGUGUUGGGAAUUCAGUUCUAAACUUAGCGCCAAGACAUUGCAGCGUUCUGCCGCUGUUCGGGAUCCGAAUCAACCGCCCGGAGCCACGGCUUGCUAGGCGGCGAGCAGUUCGUGUGGCUGUGAUGGGGCAAGGUACAUUCAGUUUGGGUGUGCACAGAGGGACUCGAUUGAGUCACGGGGUGGGGCAAAUUACUCCUCCUUCCGUGUUAGGGCAAGGGGAUGCAUGUCAACGCAGUGGUGUGAAAUGACUUGAGUGUAUGUCGACUUGAGCAGAGACAGCUAGUACCGAGUUGAUGUGGAGCCGCCACUGGGCGCGCUCACGAGAGGCACGAGAGCAGAAACUUUGCGUGAUUGAUGGGACCUCCCGGGGAUGCCGGGGCGCCCACCACAAUGAGUGGACGGGGUGUGUUUACGAGAUUCUGUGUCCUGCGCGCGUCAUCCGCCCAAUGCUGCGGCGACCGGUUGCGCAUCGAGACAAACUGAGUAGUGCGUGGGUUUGAUCGGUUAAUGCUUGGUUUUGCUUUGUCAUGGUGACGAUUAUAGAGAACAACACACACAUCAGAUUUAGGGCAAAGGUGAUGCCCGGAUAGUCGUUGUUCUACGACAUAAAAAGACGGAGAAGAGAUAUUCCACAAUUUUUUGGGUUUGCCGUACGCAAAAGAUUUGUUGUCGUAUAAGAGGACAGGACGGUACAUGCGGCCGACCCGCACAACACAGGGUCUGGAGAACAUCAUCAACUGUAACAGUUUUGACGCC